This is a messenger RNA of Rhinolophus ferrumequinum (greater horseshoe bat), 4854 nucleotides long. It is a transcript of the gene TECPR1, whose product is annotated as tectonin beta-propeller repeat containing 1. The transcript has 25 exons. Lineage: Eukaryota; Metazoa; Chordata; Mammalia; Chiroptera; Rhinolophidae. The record is from RefSeq and is a predicted model, not a curated record. Bases 131 to 3661 code for a protein of 1176 amino acids. Gene Ontology annotation, cellular component: membrane.
GCGUGGGCCGGGCUGCCGCUUCCUGCGCCCGCUCGCCUGGUCGCUGCGGGAGGGCCGGUCCGCUGUCCCGGCCGCGGAGGAGCUAUCGCGGCGACUCUGCCCGCCCGGCGCCCGCCCAGCUGCCGUCGCCAUGCCCAGCUCGGUGCUGUGGGCAGUGGAUCUCUUUGGGAGGGUGUACACACUCUCCACGGCCGGGCAGUACUGGGAGCUGUGCAGGGACACCCAGCUGGAGUUCAAGCGGGUCAGUGCAGCCAUGCACUGUUGCUGGGGCAUCGCCUGUGACAACCAGGUCUACGUGUACGUGUGCGCCAGUGACGUCCCCAUCCGCCGCCAAGAGGAGGCCUAUGAGAACCAGCGCUGGAACCCUGUGGGCGGCUUCUGUGAGAAGCUCCUGCCGAGUGACCGCUGGCCGUGGAGCGACGUGAGUGGGCUCCAGCACCGGCCGCUGGAUGGGGUGGCGCUGCCCUCGCCUCACUGGGAGUGGGAGUCCGACUGGUACGUGGAUGAGAACUUUGGAGGGGAGCCCACCGAGAAAGGGGGAUGGACAUAUGCCAUGGACUUCCCUGCCACCUACACAAGAGACAAGAAGUGGAAUUCUUGCGUGCGGCGGCGGAGGUGGAUCCGAUACAGGAGAUACAAGUCCCGGGACACCUGGGCCAAGAUCCCUUCCAAGGAUGACCCCAAAGAACUGCCUGACCCCUUCAACGACCUCUCUGUGGGGGGCUGGGAGAUCACAGAUGAGCCUGUGGGCCACCUGUCCUUGUGGGCUGUGUCUCUGCAGGGAAAGGUAUGGUACAGAGAGGAAGUCAGCCACCCCAACCCCGAAGGCUCAUCAUGGUCUCUCGUGGACACGCCGGGGGAGGCGGUCCAGAUCAGCUGUGGGCCCCACGACCUUCUGUGGGUCACGCUCUGGGAGGGGCAGGCGUUGGUCCGGGAAGGAAUCAAUAGGAAUAAUCCCAAAGGAAGUUCCUGGUCGGUAGUGGAGCCUCCCACGUCCGAAAACGGGAUCAUGCACGUCUCUGUCGGCGUGGGCGUGGUCUGGGCCAUCACCAAGGACCGGAAGGUGUGGUUCCGCAGAGGCGUCAACUCUCACAAUCCCUGUGGCACCAGCUGGAUUGAGAUGGUUGGAGAAAUGAUGAUGGUGAACGUGGGGCUAAACGACCAGGUCUGGGGCAUCGGCUGUGAGGACCGGGCUGUGUAUUUCCGUCAGGGCGUCACCCCCAGCGAGCUCAGUGGGAAGACAUGGAAGGCCAUUGUUGCCAGCCGAGAAUGUGACCGGUCGCACUCCGGGAGCUCCUCAAGCCUCCUCAGCGCUGGCUGCUUCUUUGGCGAUGAGGUGAGGGGCAGUGGCGAGUCCUGUGCCCCCAGCGACACAGAUGCUUCCUCGGAAGCUGAGAGACCAGGGCCUGACCAGCCUGUCGCUCCAGAGCCUCUGGACAGUCCCCGGAACCCCAAGAGCAGCUCAGCCUCAGGCCCAAGCCCCGGCAAGAUCCCAGAGCAUGCCACAGAGGGCGCCAACCCAGCCAAUCAGACCCUGGGGCCCGAGCCUCACCCCAUCCCGGCCUCCACCCCUGCCGAGCUGCCCUGGACCAACAUUGACCUGAAGGACCCCAGGAAGGCACCCAGCCACUCUUCUGCUGGCUUUCCUGAGACCACCGGCCUCUCCGAACUGGGCCUGCUCCCACUGGGCUUGGAGGAGCCCUACGGCGCCGACGACCACCCGCUCUGGGCCUGGGUGUCAGGAGGCGGCUGCACCGUGGAGGCCCACACUGUGCUCAAGUGGUUCACAGUCCAGUCGGGCCUGUCCCCCUCUGUGCAGACACUGUCCCUCUCCAUCACACCGGCCCAGACCGCUGCCUGGCGGAAGCAGAUAUUCCAACAGCUCACGGAAAGGACCAAGCGGGAGCUGGAGAACUUCCGACACUAUGAGCAAGCCGUGGAGCAGUCGGUGUGGGUGAAGACGGGGACCCUGCAGUGGUGGUGUGACUGGAAGCCCCACAAGUGGGUGGACGUCCGCGUGGCCCUGGAGCAGUUCACGGGGCACGACGGUGCUCGCGACAGCAUUCUGUUCAUCUACUACAUGGUCCACGAGGAGAAGAAGUACCUGCACAUAUUCCUCAACGAGGUGACAGCCCUGGUCCCCGUGCUCAACGAGACCAAGCACGCCUUCGCCCUGUACACCCCCGACAGGACCCGGCAGAGGUGGCCGGUGCGUCUGGCUGCCGCCACCGAGCAGGAUAUGAACGACUGGCUGGCCCUACUCAACCUGUCUUGCUGUGAGAGCCAGAGGGUCCACGGCCGCCCCUCCCCGCAGGCCAUUUGGUCCAUUACCUGCAAGGGGGACAUCUUCGUGAGCGAGCCCAGCCCGGACCUGGAGGCCCCUGAGCACCUGCUGCCCUGCGACCAGAUGUUCUGGCGGCAGGUGGGAGGCCACCUGCGGGUGGUGGAGGCCAGCGCACAGGGCGUGGUGUGGGGCAUCGGCUACGAUGGCACAGCCUGGGUGCACACGGGCGGCUACGGCGGAGGCCACGUCCAAGGCCUGGUCAGCAGCAGCAGUAACAUCUACCCCCAAUCGGACGUGAAGAGCGUCCACAUCUAUGAGAACCAGCGCUGGAACCCCGUCACGGGCUACACCAGCAGGGGUCUCCCCACUGACCGGUACAUGUGGAGUGACGCCACAGGCCUGCAGGAGUGCACCAAGGCCGGCACGAAGCCCCCAUCUCUGCAGUGGACCUGGGUUUCCGACUGGUCCGUGGACUUCAGCGUUCCUGGGGGCACUGACCAGGACGGGUGGCAGUACGCCAGUGACUUCCCUUCCUCAUAUCACGGGUACAAAACCAUGAGGGAUUUUGUCAGGAGAAGGUGCUGGGCCAGAAAAUGCAAGCUGGUGACCAGUGGGCCCUGGCUGGAGGUGGCCCCUAUUCCCCUCCGGGACGUGUCCAUCAUCCCCGAGAGCCCCGGCGCCAAUGGGAGUGGGCACAGCAUCGCACUGUGGGCCGCCAGUGACAGAGGGGAAGUGCUGUGCCGCCUGGGUGUGUCGGAGCUGAACCCCGCGGGCUCCUCCUGGCUGCAUGUUGGCACUGACCAGCCCUUCGCGUCAGUCUCCAUCGGGGGCUGCUACCAGGUGUGGGCUGUGGCAAGGGACGGCUCCGCCUUCUACCGGGGCUCUGUGUCCCCCUCCCAGCCAGCUGGUGAUUGCUGGUACCACAUCCCAUCUCCUCCCAAACAGAGGUUGAAGCAAGUGUCUGUGGGCCAGACAUCCGUGUACGCCAUGGACGAAAACGGGAACCUGUGGUACCGCCAGGGGGUCACGCCCAGCUACCCGCAGGGCUCCAGCUGGGAGCACGUAUCCAACAACGUGCUCCGUGUGUCUGUGGGGCCCCUGGACCAGGUCUGGGUCAUCGCCGACAAAGUCCAGGGGAGCCGCAGUCUGAGCAGGGGAACUGUGUGUCACCGAACAGGCGUGCAGCCGCUGGAACCCAAGGGGCAGGGCUGGGACUACGGCAUCGGGGGAGGCUGGGAUUACAUCUCCAUCCGGGCCAAUGCCACCAGAGCCCCCAGGAGCACGUCCCAGCAGGUGGCUGACGAGCAGGACCCCCCCAGCGGGCCCUUGCAGGUGGCCAGUGCCCCACAGGAGGCCAUGGGCCCUGUCUGCUGCUGAGGCCGCUUCCCUCACCUGGAAGCAGACUGGUGUCCAGUUUGAAGGAUCAGCGUUGGUCCGUGAGCCUUGCCCUGCAGUGAGCCACAUGGUGCUGACAUGUGGACCCUGAGAGUGGCUUGAGGGAACCUGGCCUGAGGUCACAGCCUCAGAGGCACCAGAAAUGUAAAGCCGUGUGGAUGUUCCCAGCACGUGUCCCGUCAAGUGAGGGGGGCUCGGCAUGUGGGGUGUGGGUCCUUCACCCGGCCUCUCCCUCCCACCCCCUUCCCCCUCUGCAUCCCACCUUUCCAGGAUGGGGACCUAGAGCCUGGAAAUUUGCAGGAACACUGGCCCGUGGGGAAGCAGAGCCCACAAAGGAGCCUCCUGAGGCCCGAGCGUCCCCAAACAGAAAAGUGGCCAUGGGGCUCAGGGCUGCCUUGCCCACGCUGGGAUCACACCUCAGAGCAGAAGACAAAUAAGGUCUAAUUCCAAAAGUGAAGAAAGGAGUUGGCAGGUUGGAAAUAAAUGCGAGGGGGGUGUUUUCUUCCCCAGGGGGGCAUGGGCCCCCCUGGGUGGACAGCAGGACCAAGGGGCCACCCUCAGCUGGGAGAUGCUGUGGGAGAGCGUGUCACCAUCACCGGUGUCAGCCAGUCCCCCCCAAUGUGGUUGUGGGAUGGGGGCUCCUUUUACUUCUGAUCAUGUUGCAGGGGGAGGGGGCCGAGGGGUGGAGCCUGCCCAGCCCUGCAGGUGGGAAGGCACCUCCAGCCAGGCUGUCCUUCCUGUCCCACAGCCUCUGGGCUGAUGCCCCAUCGGGUGAGUUUGCUUCCUACAAGCAUGGCCGGCAGGAGGGGUCAGUACCUCCUUUGGGGUUCUCUCCCUCGGGGCAUUGAGGGAGCCAGCAGUCUGCGUUUGCAGGUGGCAUAUGGGCUCAGGGCCCAGACGGACCCCGUGGGGAUGACGGUCUCUGUGUGUUUACAUUCCUUCAUCGGGGUAUCUCCGAAUGGGCAUUAUGGGUUUAAACAUUCUACAGCAGUGACCUGUCCUUUUGCUGUGACUCUCUGUCUGUAGCUGGUCUCACUGCCCUUUCUCCAGGGAGACCACGUCCCUUCACUGCUGAGCACCAGCUGUUUACCUGCUCAGCGUCACCGAACUCUCUCUAUUCCUCAGAUGCUUUAUUCAAUAGAAAAUUACUCCAGAGUGUAAAUGACUUGACUUUU